Mizuhopecten yessoensis (Yesso scallop) is the source of this 1096-nucleotide messenger RNA. Its product is annotated as classical arabinogalactan protein 9-like. NCBI's taxonomy places the organism in Eukaryota, Metazoa, Mollusca, Bivalvia, Pectinida, Pectinidae. The transcript has a single exon. The coding region runs from base 30 to 1004 and encodes 324 amino acids. The record is from RefSeq and is a predicted model, not a curated record.
CUGUAACAACAUCAAACGCCCCUGCUCCUAUGUCUGUAACACCAUCAAACGCCCCUGCUCCUAUGUCUGUAACAACAUCAAACGCCCCUGCUCCUAUGUCUGUAACAACAUCAAACGCCCCUGCUCCUAUGUCUGUAACAACAUCAAACGCCCCUGCUCCUAUGUCUGUAACAACAUCAAACGCCCCUGCUCCUAUGUCUGUAACAACAUCAAACGCCCCUGCUCCUAUGUCUGUAACAACAUCAAACGCCCCUGCUCCUAUGUCUGUAACAACAUCAAACGCCCCUGCUCCUAUGUCUGUAACAACAUCAAACGCCCCUGCUCCUAUGUCUGUAACAACAUCAAACGCCCCUGCUCCUAUGUCUGUAACAACAUCAAACGCCCCUGCUCCUAUGUCUGUAACAACAUCAAACGCCCCUGCUCCUAUGUCUGUAACAACAUCAAACGCCCCUGCUCCUAUGUCUGUAACAACAUCAAACGCCCCUGCUCCUAUGUCUGUAACAACAUCAAACGCCCCUGCUCCUAUGUCUGUAACAACAUCAAACGCCCCUGCUCCUAUGUCUGUAACAACAUCAAACGCCCCUGCUCCUAUGUCUGUAACAACAUCAAACGCCCCUGCUCCUAUGUCUGUAACAACAUCAAACGCCCCUGCUCCUAUGUCUGUAACAACAUCAAACGCCCCUGCUCCUAUGUCUGUAACAACAUCAAACGCCCCUGCUCCUAUGUCUGUAACAACAUCAAACGCCCCUGCUCCUAUGUCUGUAACAACAUCAAACGCCCCUGCUCCUAUGUCUGUAACAACAUCAAACGCCCCUGCUCCUAUGUCUGUAACAACAUCAAACGCCCCUGCUCCUAUGUCUGUAACAACAUCAAACGCCCCUGCUCCUAUGUCUGUAACACCAUCAAACGCCCCUGCUCCUAUGUCUGUAACAACAUCAAACGCCCCUGCUCCUAUCAGAUUUGUGUCAGUUUUUGAAAAUUUCUAUAAAUAUCAAUCAUGGUAACCUUGAUAUAGAACAAUUGCUGGAGCAAUGACAAUUAAUUAGAACCCAAUGGAAGGGAUGACCAAUUAAUUAGAACCCAAUGGAGAUGGAUG